Molecule: messenger RNA, 5967 nt
Organism: Capra hircus (goat)
Lineage: Eukaryota; Metazoa; Chordata; Mammalia; Artiodactyla; Bovidae
Gene: MSANTD3
Product: Myb/SANT DNA binding domain containing 3
Exons: 3
Coding region: 206-1033 (275 amino acids)
Source: RefSeq, a predicted model, not a curated record
CCGCUGCGCGCGCGGCGGGGCCUGGCCGGCCGGGGGCGCGCCGCCGCCGCCCGGCGCUCCGGAGCCCGCGGCCCUCCCGGCCGCCCAGCCUGCGAGAGGAGUCGAGGCCGCCCGCGCUCGCAUCUCGCCGGCCCCUCCCCCGAUCGCCGCGGCCGCUGCGCCGCCGCUGCAGGAUAGCUAACAGCCAGGAGAAACACAGUGGAAAAUGCAAAACAACGAAAUCAUAAAACCUGCCAAAUACUUCUCAGAAUUGGAAAAGAGUAUCCUGCUGGCGUUAGUAGAAAAGUACAAAUAUGUGCUGGAAUGUAAGAAAAGCGAUGCGCGAACUAUUGCCCUCAAGCAGCGCACCUGGCAGGCGCUUGCCCACGAGUACAACUCCCAGCCCAGCGUGUCGCUGCGGGAUUUCAAACAGCUGAAGAAGUGCUGGGAGAACAUCAAGGCUCGGACCAAAAAGAUUAUGGCCCACGAGAGGAGAGAGAAAGUGAAGCGCAGCGUCAGCCCGCUUCUGAGCACCCACGUCCUGGGGAAGGAGAAGAUUGCCAGCAUGCUGCCGGAGCAACUGUACUUCCUGCAGAGCCCUCCCGAGGAGGAGCCCGAGUACCACGCUGAGGCCGCUGCCCAAGAAUCAUUUGCUGUUUCAAAUAGAGAACUGUGCGAUGAUGAGAAAGAGUUCAUACAUUUUCCAGUAUGUGAGGGGACCUCUCAACCUGAACCCUCGUGUUCAGCUGUCAGAAUAACAGCCAAUAAAAACUACAGGAGCAAAACCUCUCAGGAAGGUGCUUUAAAAAAGAUGCAUGAGGAAGAACACCAUCAACAAAUGUCCAUCUUACAACUGCAGCUGAUACAAAUGAAUGAGGUGCAUGUGGCCAAAAUCCAGCAGAUAGAGCGAGAGUGUGAGAUGGCAGAGGAGGAACACAGGAUAAAAAUGGAAGUUCUCAAUAAAAAGAAGAUGUAUUGGGAAAGAAAACUGCAAACUUUUACCAAGGAGUGGCCUGUUUCCUCAUUUAACCGGCCCUUUCCCAAUUCACCCUAAAAGACUGUGGGGGUGGCCCCCUUGUAAUUAAUCUGUGUUGGCAAAGAAAGUCUGGAACACGAACUUGCGGUCAGUAACCUGUAACAGAGCUACGAACUAGGAAAAUUAGAGUGGUAGUAGUCACUUAAGAAUACAUUCAGGUAAACAGCUGCACCCUAUGUACCCCUUCAGUGGUAAAGAAGCUGUUAGAGUUUUCUGAAAAUUAUCACUUUGAGUGCUAUCAUUCUGAAUGUAAUGUCUCUUAAUUAGAAUUCGUACAAGAACCAUGUGUGAGUGUUGUUGUUGUAUUUUUUAAUCAAAUGCAAGUGUGACUAUAAAGGGAGUGUGGCUGGGUUUUGUGGGUCUUUUUUUUUUUUUUUUUAAUCAAACAGUAGACCUUUUCUAUCCAAAUGAAUGCCCUCCCAUUGAAAGUGGCUGUCUUGGGAGGAUACAUGUUUCUCCAGUGGUGAUGCUAUUGCUCAGAGUUUGCUAGAGGUCUUUCGGGAACCUCCACAAGAGCUACAGCACACUUUUCAGUUUUUCUGUGUCAUCUUCUGAGUGUGGAUUUUCUGUUUUUAAACAGCCCGACAUAUGGAAGGUUAUUUUCUAAUGUGGCUCACAGACUGCCUUUUUUUCCCCCUUUCCUCAAAGAAGAGUUCCAGAUAAUGUCUCCAACAAUGGUAGCUUUGUUGGAACUAAGGAUGUGAUUACUUUGAGAGAGAAAUGUUCGUUUAGAGUUCUACAUUCUGUCAUGCUUAUUUCUUAUUUUAUUAAAAGACAAGACUUGCAAUUUUAUAGUCACACUGUGUAUGUUUUUUAAAGGUGCUGCUUCCCCCACUGUGCUCCAGUUUUUGCCUUCCUGCUGUAGGUUCCUCCCAACUUUGUACUACUGAGUUCAUGCUCGCCCUUAGUUUUAAUCUUUAGCCACCUAAGGAAAGACCCUUCCCUCGCCGCACUCCUGGUGCUGGCUAAUAGUAAUGCUCCAUAAGCAUUACACAGUUGGUAUUGAGCUUUUCAGAAUCCAUUACCAAUAGAUUUGGAAAUAUGGAUUGAUAAAUGGAUAUUUUGACUGAGCUGUCGUAUAACUUCUCCUGUAGCCUAGUGUGAAAAACAGCCUUGGGAGCUGGGCAUAGCAGUAGCUGGGAGAAGCAAAGUGACACUCAAGUGCCACGGCAGGUCAGCAGGGUCUGAGAAUGAAACUUCAAGACUGUGUGUCGGGAAAGGAGGAGUAUGUGUGCCAGAGGCUAUGUAGGUAGUGAAGGACUGGGAGUCAGGGCUUGGAUUCUGAGCUUGGCUCUGCCUCAGGUGCUGUGUGACCUUGGGUAACUCCAUUUAGUCUUUGGCCGUGGUGUUUCCUGUCUCUAAAACAAGGGAGCUGGUCUAGAUAAUGAUGAGACCAACUCCUUGACUAUGGUGUGGUCUGCAAAGUCUUGGACAAUGGCUGCUGACAUCAUAAUUGUCCGUAGGAUGUGAGUCAUCGGGGCUCAGCUCAGUGGCUAAGCUUCCUUUCAUAAUUUUGGAAUUUGGGUCUCAGGCUCUGUAGAUUCAGUAAAGUACAUAUGUACUCAUAUGCAUAUACACUGCAUAAAACUUAAAUGGAUAUCAAUUUAUUAUAUGCACUGAUCGUAUUUUAAAUACCUUAGAGGAACCAGUUAUUAAAGGGAACCCAUGAAGACUCGUCUUCUUUCAAAGGAAGGAUGCUUUUGUAAGGAUUUGUGUUCUUAGUUUUUUUUUUUUUUUUUUUUUUUUACCAAAUGGACCCUUUAGAGAAGCAGCAUCUGGAAAAAGUCUCAAGCUUCAUGGAUUUAUGGGAGACAAAUUAGGCCAGAGAAUGGCAGGUCCUCAACACAGAUGUGAACUGACAAAAGUUUGAUUUGCUUCAUCUAUUGGUCCACCUGAAAAUCUCCUUAACAUGCUGAUUCUGGCAUGGGGCUUGAGACUGUGCAUUUCUUACAAGCUUCCAGGUUAUGCCAGUUCUGCUUGUCUGAUCACCAUGAUUCUGUGCAGCAAGGUUUUAGAGGACCCUGGUCUUAAAAAAAAAAAAAAGCACCACCAUUGGGUUAGGUACAUUUUUGUAUACAGCACUGUGCCAUAUAUUAUUAUUCUCUCAGAAUUUGCCACCUAAUCACACAAAUAACAAUGUGGAACAACACAAAAAGAGCUCACACAUAUAAUGGAAUUGUAAAAGCAUCGAACUAAUUCCUAACUGAACAAAUAAAGGAUAAUUAAACCAGCAGGCUAAAGCACGUGUUCUACUGUUAAUGGUAUUUAUGAGUUUAUAACAGUUUUCAACCUUGAGUUGCAUUAAAAGCAGUGUUUUAUAAAAAAUUUGUCUCAACGGGUUCCAUUCCCAGGAGAUUCAGUUUACCUGGUUUGAGGCCUGGUCUUCUAUAUUUUGGGAAGCUUUGCAAAGGAUGAUGAUGCCCAAUUGAGACUGAGACCCACUGGUGUCGAGUUCACAAACGUGUAUCAUUUGGUCCUUAGUCCUGUGAAAUCCAGCAGGAGUGAGGAAAUGAUGCUCAGAAGAAACACUUGCACCAGGCUGAAACUAGUGAAUGGCAAAACAGAACCUCAGUGCUAGGUCUCUUGACUUAAAUAGCCCCACCUGCCUGCUCCCACCCCAUCCCUCAAAAGCUCUGUCAUGGAUUUGCUUUAUCCUGAGAGCCAGAUGACAUCUACAGCUUACUCGUAAGGCCUCCACUUAUGAACAGGUAUAUCCCAAUGCAUUCCACUUUUGAGCAGUUCUUUACCUGAGGUGGAAAUGCAAUAAACAUCUCUUGUCAGGUGCUGUAGAGAAUUGAUAGAUGAAUACUAAUUCAUCCCCUGCCCUGCAAAAUCAUGGACAUAGCCCGGUAGGAGAGCUUGUACACAGCUGUCAUGUAUUUGAUCAGUGCACAUCUUCUAGAGCAUUUGUAGCUCAGCAGAGAGUGAAGAAGCUUGAAGGAAGGCCGCCUGGAGGAGGUAGCAUUUGAGCUAAAUUUUUAGAGCUGGUAUUUUGGUAGGUGGAGAUUCAGAAAGGAGAGCAAAUUCGCUAGAUGUAAGAUCCUGUUGAAGAUUCAUGCAGUGAGACAUGUAAUUGGGAGGAUGUGGGGCAAUUUCCAAAUUUGGCAGUAACAUGAUCAAAACGGUGCUCCAGGAGGAAGAUUAGAAGACGGAACUGAGUUUAGAGAAGACGAGUCCAGAAGACAAGGUAGGAGGGCUUGGCUGUAGUUAGGAUGAGAUGAUAGGAGGACCUAGAGGAGGCUGUAGUGCAAAACGAGGGAGACCAAUGUGAAGGGCUGGAGUGGAAUCACUCAGGCUUGGCAGCAGAUUUCUUUUGUUGAAGCGGAUGACUAAGGUUUGGAAGUCAAUGCCUGAAAGAAUGAUGUUGAUUGAAACAAAGGAAAGAUGCAUCUGGCUGGCAAUGUCCUAGGAGAAGCCUGGACACAAACUAGUGCAGUUGCUGCCACUCAGCCUGGAACACCAGCCCCUCCUAUCAUCUCCUAUUUGGCUGCCACCUCUUUGCUCUGACUUCUGCCACUUCAGCUGCCCGUGCUGCCCCUUGCACCUGUUCAGCUGACAUUUUAACCCCUCCCCACUGGGUCCUCAUCACCUGACUCAUUUGGUGCUGUCUCUGCCAUCAGUACCUCCACUGCAGGUAGCGGUGUAUCAGUCACCAUCUCUUAUAAAGGCUUCACACUUGAAAGGUCAGGAAAGACUCUCGUUGACCCUUAACAACUGGGGGACUAAGGGCACCAACACACCCAGCUGUGGAAAAUCCACCUGUAACUUUACAGUCAGCUCUCUGUAUCUGCAAUUCUGCAUCUGGGGACUCAACCAACCGCAGAUGGUGUCGUACUAUGGCACCCAGCUAUUGAAAACAAUUUGAGUAUGAGUGAACCUGCACAGUUCAAACCUGUGUUGUUCAAGGGUCAACUGAUUUCUUUUAUCUUGGGCUUCAUUUCUCUCCUAGUUGGCACCCACAAAUUUCAGGGUAUUUUUUAAGUGUCCCUUGUUAUGUAAAGAUGCACUGAUUGAGAGGCUAAUUCCCACGUAUGCCUGUUACAGCCACUUUACAAUAAUCAAACAUAGAAUCCUACCUUAUGCAUUAAAAAUUAGGAAAUAUUGUAGGAACUUUUCAGGGAGAAUCUUAAAAUACAUUGUUUUUAUUUUUUAUUUUUUUUUUAAGACAAGAGCCAACAGAAGGAAAGAGGCAUGGUGGGGCAGUGUAUUUGAGUUGUCAACAGCUUCUGCAGUGUCAGGUCAAUUACAUCAGCACUUGGUCUGGACCAGGGGAGAGGAAUGGUUCUGCCUCCUGGGAAUGUCAGAAGGACCUGAUAAUUAUAUUUGGCAAAGCCAUGAAGAGUGACUCUGUAAUGUCAUUGGAAAGAAUUACUCUCUUAAUAGCAUCUCUAGAUGUCCGAGCUGUUCAGAUGGCAUAGCACUUCUUUUCUGCUGCGACUUUCCUUUCCGCUGGGCUGCUUCCCAGCUGCUCCUCUUGUUCUUCUUUGCCCUUUUCUAUCUUCUGCCUUCCCAGCCUUGUUUCUGCAGCCCCUCCUUCUGCACCCACGACAGUCUCCGCUGACCCCUGUUUUAGAGUUGGAGUCACCUGAGAAUGUGUGUGAGGGAGAUACUUGCCAACACCCAGCGUAUUGAACGUGUGGUAUCAACAAGGUGAAGUGUGUAGCCUUAGACCAGCCAUAAUAUCGACCAUCUGCUUCCUUGCGGCAUCCGCUACUUCUGUGUUAGUGGAACUCAGAUGUCACGGGAAAGGUCACCGGUGAUUCAUGACUGCAACAAAUUCUUUUCUUAAUUGUGCCAUAUGUUAUGCCCUUUAACACAGCUUACUAAUCUCUGCCUCGGUUUCUCCAUCUGUGAAAGUGGUGUAAUACUUAUCUACCUCCCUUGAAUGUUGUAAAGAUUAGUCUCUGUUAGUAAAGCACUUUUGAAAUAAAGAGUGAUGUAAAGCGUUUUAA